Molecule: messenger RNA, 1659 nt
Organism: Gilbertella persicaria
Lineage: Eukaryota; Fungi; Mucoromycota; Mucoromycetes; Mucorales; Choanephoraceae
Product: kinase-like domain-containing protein
Exons: 3
Coding region: 1-1659 (552 amino acids)
Biological process (GO): protein phosphorylation; intracellular signal transduction
Cellular component (GO): cytoplasm
Molecular function (GO): protein serine/threonine kinase activity; ATP binding
Source: RefSeq, a predicted model, not a curated record
AUGCAACGACAAGAAAGUGAAACGCUAGACACAAUCAGACCUAUAGACCAAACAACUAAAUUCCCUUACAGAGAUGUUCUUUUGACAAACACACUUGUCAAGAACUAUGACUUGGAAACAGGCAAUAAAAUCAUUAAUAAUUUCAUUAUACUUCAAGAAAUCGGUAGAGGUGUUCACGGUAAAGUGAAGCUAGCUCAAGACACGCAUACAAGUGAACUUGUGGCAAUCAAAAUCGUGGAUAAAAAGAACAGAAGAAGACAGAUGGGUUAUCAUCUUUUAAGAGGAAGUCAAGCACAAGGUGGAUCAGAACCUGUCUCAAAAGAAAACGAGCAUAAAAUCAGACGAGAAAUUGCCAUUUUGACAAAAUGCUGUCAUCCAAAUGUAGUUCGUUUAUAUGAAGUCAUUGACGAUCCUACCAGUCGAAAGAUCUAUAUGGCACUGGAGUACACAGCAAGUGGCGAGAUUGAAUGGAGAGAUGAGCAUGAUAAGCCUGUGAUGACAGUAGAUGAAGCAAGACAUAUCUUUAGAGAUAUUGUAUGUGGAUUAGACUAUCUUCAUGCACUAGGCAUCAUUCACCGUGAUAUUAAACCAGCAAAUUUACUUUUGUCGCAUGAAGGAAUAGCUAAAAUAUCAGAUUUUGGUGUAUCUUAUUUUAAUGAGUUACUAGCCAUGAACAAUGCACAUCUUCUGCAGUCAGCAGAUGAGCAAGUGAUGCAGAAAAUAGACCGAGAAUUAGCAGAGACAGCAGGCACACCUGCCUUUUUUGCACCUGAAUUGUGUUGUGCGGGUGAUGCGAAUGAAUCUACAAAAAAGCCACGUAUAUCAAAAGCCAUUGAUGUCUGGGCAUUGGGUGUAACACUCUAUUGUUUUGUCUUUGGUCAAUGUCCUUUUAUUGCUGCUACCGAAUUUGAACUGUUUGAUACGAUUCCUACUCAACCAUUGACAUUUCCCUCUAAAGAACAGAUUGGGUUUGAUAUAGACAGUGAUCUUAAAGAUUUACUUGUCAAAUUGCUUGAAAAAAAUCCAAACGAUAGAAUUACACUCGAUCAAGUCAAAGUGCACCCUUGGGUAAUUGCAGACUUGGCUGAUCCACAAGAAUGGCUUCGUAAAUCAGAUCCACGCCCUUAUUUUACACAACAACAACCCAAAGAAGAAAUGGCAGCCAUAGAAAACAUGAGUAUCAUGGAACGAUUACGCCAAUCCAUUCGAAAACUAUCUUUCUCAUUUGGCAACAGCCCACGUCGUAGAUCGUCCAAGCAACUUUUAUCCCCACAGACAACGCCUCGACCUGCAUCCAAUCAGCCAACAUCUAUACAUCAGCCUACUAUGAGUAAGCAACCUUCUUAUUCCAAAUCAUUAUUACCCCAUACUACCAACUCAGUGACACCCACUGUCUCAUUAUCUACAGGACAUACACUAAUUCUUAAUUCUGGACUUCAUUCAAACAUGAUACCAUCAUCAUCACCACUGCAACCCAUUUCUUAUUUAUCAGAAGACGAUUCUUCUUCUGUCAUGGAGGAGGAUGUGUCUUCUUUAAAGCGACCUGAUAUCAGUAGACGUGUCUCUUCUGCUUCUUCUGCUUCUGGUAUUGCGUUUGGUACACGAUAUCGAAGCCAAAUGACACAACUCACACCAUUAGACAUGGCCACCAAAGAAUAG